Messenger RNA from Aspergillus melleus, 1182 nucleotides. It is a transcript of the gene CSK1, whose product is annotated as putative cell division protein kinase (Ctk1). The record is from RefSeq and is a predicted model, not a curated record. The transcript has 5 exons. Gene Ontology annotation, cellular component: nucleus; cytoplasm. Lineage: Eukaryota; Fungi; Ascomycota; Eurotiomycetes; Eurotiales; Aspergillaceae. The coding region runs from base 1 to 1182 and encodes 393 amino acids. Gene Ontology annotation, molecular function: cyclin-dependent protein serine/threonine kinase activity; ATP binding. Gene Ontology annotation, biological process: protein phosphorylation.
AUGGCGUCGGAUUGGAAAAAAGCAUUGGGCUUCACCGAUCGCCUGACAGCCAUCCAAUCUCUGACCAUUGCCUACCAGGAUGUUUCGUCAUCGGCUGCUUUCACGGAGGCACAAUCCCAAGCCAAGAAAUUUGAGAGCGAGGCUUAUGAGCGGGCCACCUCCAAGGACGAAUAUGAACAACUCUGUCAGCAGGCAAUUGAUGCCGCCGAGUCCGAGUCAGUAGCUCCUGGGGUUGGUAGUCCCGAUCCAGGGCAUAAUGAACCCGAAGAGGAAUCUUGGGACAUAGGCGAGACCAUCGGGCCGUAUCGGGCUUGUAUGCCCCAUUUCGACGGACUUCAUUCCACCAUAUAUAAGUCAAGACGCGAGGAUGGGACCCUGGUGGCCGUCAAAGUGACCGUGCCUCACCUCUUAACGGCACCCCACGACGCUCAGCGUGAGAUCGAGCUUCUGCGAGAGGCCGCCAACAUUCAUAUAAUCCCCUUGAUAGAAACUUUGAAACCCGAGGGAGGGAAACUCGUUCUGGUGUUCCCCUUUGUGAAAUAUGACUUCGAGCAGCUGCUCCGUCGUGGUAUGGUUACGGCCGGUCAAACGAGGUCCCAUUUGCGCGACAUGUUCAGUGCACUGGCACAUUUACAUGGAUUGGGGAUACUACACCGCGACAUAAAGCCAUCCAACAUUCUGAUGGAUUCGCCCGAUGGACCAGCCUACCUCGCUGACUUUGGCAUUGCCUGGAAAGAAGGGCAGAAGUCUUCCGAGCCGGCCGAUCAGAAGAUAACGGAUGUUGGGACCACCUGCUACCGACCCCCGGAGAUCCUGUUCGGAUUCAAGGAGUACGGGGUUGCCCUUGAUCUAUGGGCAGCAGGAUGUGUCGUUGCAGAAGCAAUAUCUGUCGGGCACAAGCAGUUGUUUGACUCUGGACCCCUGGGGAGCGACCUCUCCCUCAUCCAGUCUAUCUUUACAACACUGGGCACCCCAGACCAAGAUACCUGGCCGGAGACUCAGAAACUUCCCGACUGGGACAAAGUCCAAUUCUAUAAAUACCCAGCACAGGCAUGGGACAGCAUUCUCAAGGGGGCAUCUUCUAAAGGCCGUGACCUUGUGAGCCAAUUAGUGCGUUACGAAAGUAGCCAACGCAUACCCGCCACCGAGGCUCUGAAACACCCCUAUUUUUCGGCCGCAUAA